AGACUCUGUCGGUGAUGGCGGAGGAAAUCCUCUGCGACUCCUUCCCAGAUCUGAACGAGCUGGAAAAUAAGAUCGGGAGAAAAACCCCGGAGAGUCUCCUUGCGUGGAUGAGGGAUGCUGCGGACUGCGAGGAGGACGGCUGGACGUCCGACGCGCUGCACGGAGGAGACAGCAACUUCUGUGACAACAUGUGUGACAAAAUUAACAGCUUGAAACAAGAGAUGAAGCAGCUCCGGUCGGCCGACGUGAGGAUCCUGCGGCAGCUGGUGGCCGUGCACGAGGGCAUCGAGGCCAUGCGCUGGCUGAUGGAGGAGCGCGGCGCGCUGACCAGCCGCGGCAGCAGCCUGACCGGCAGCCUGAGCAGCCUGGUGAUAGCUGAGGAGCAGGGCUGCUGCACGUCUCCCUGCAGAAAAAGCCCAAGCCCCGCCUUCCCCCUGGAUGUGGCUGAAAUCAGCGGUGAGAGACCAGCAGACCAGAAGUCAGUCGCCCCUGACGACGGCUGUGUGACUGGGUUUGAGUUGCAGGAGCAGGACUCAGAGGCUGCACACAUGCAAAACAUCAGAGGUGGCGCCGAGACCAUCAGAAGAGCUCUGCUCAGGUCCAGCAGGGCAAAGAGACCCCUGAAAGUGGACUCUGAUAGUUCCCCCGGUCAACCGUCUGAGAAAAGUUCAGGUCACCCGGCUCAGGAGAGUUUCACGCCCCCUCCAAACAACGCAGAGACGAUGCUGCUCGGUUACGAUGCUCAGUGGUGCUGGGUGGAGUCGCAGGACGAUGUGACUUUUCUAUGAUUUUAUUUGAGCCGUGUCUAAAUAUCCUUUGCUCUGAAACCCCUCAGCACAGUACGGAAGAGUAUCAGGGCCAGGCAGGAGAAAAAUGAAAAUAAUAUUUUAGAGGAGGAAAAUUUUUUUUUCAUUAUGCACUUUGAGAAAAAAGUGGAAAUGUCGAAAAAAAAGUCGAAAUGUCGAGAUUAAUGUUCAAGUACAAUUUCGAGAAAAAAGUUGAAAUGUUGAGAAAAAAGUACAAAUUUUGUGAAUAAAGUUGAAAUGUUGAGAAAAAAGGCGAAAUUUCUACUUUGAAAUUGUAUUUCAACAUUAAUCUCGACCAUUCCACUUUUUUCUCGACAUUUACACUUUUUUCUCAAAAUUUUACUUCAACAUUAUUCUCGACAUUUCGCCUUUUUUCUUGAAAUUGUACUUCAACAUUAAUCUCGACAUUUCAACUUUUUUCAAUGAAAAAAAAAAUAUUCCUCCUCUAAAAUAUUAUUUUAAUUUUUCUCCUGCCUGGCCCUAAUACUCUUCCGUAGCACAGAACGGCCAGUGACACGCCAGACUUUUAAAUGCACUUUGAGGUUUGCGUCUCGCUCCUGAGAUCGGUGUUUGUGAAAAACGUCCGAUCCUGAGUGUCCUCACCCUGUCAGAGCUUUGUUUGUGAUGUGCUUGGAGACUUUUUGCUUUCACGAGCUACAAAGAAAACCAAAUAAAAACUUUUGAAAGUGAUUUGAAUUAGAAAUAUUAAAGGAGCCCAAUAAAACUUACUGAAAGUGUAAUUAUAUUCUCA
Molecule: messenger RNA, 1557 nt
Organism: Cololabis saira (Pacific saury)
Lineage: Eukaryota; Metazoa; Chordata; Actinopteri; Beloniformes; Belonidae
Product: leucine rich adaptor protein 1-like
Exons: 3
Coding region: 15-788 (257 amino acids)
Biological process (GO): positive regulation of canonical NF-kappaB signal transduction; positive regulation of cytokine production
Source: RefSeq, a predicted model, not a curated record